AUGGAAUCGUGUUUGGCGGCCAUAAGAACUGCGACUAACAAUGACGAUAUUGUCAAAAUUAUUUAUAACGCUGUUGAGUCGCCAGAUCUGUAUACUUUUUCCGAAAUACUCGCGGAGAAUGCAGUGAAAGGGUUAUUGAAUCAUCCAGAGUUCGCUAGAUUUUAUCAUCUACUUCAACUGUUUGCCUAUGGGACAUAUGAACAGUACUUACUGGAGAAAGAAGAGCUUCCAGAAUUAACUCAUGCAAUGAUUUUGAAGUUGAGACAGUUAACUUUGGUGUCAAUGUGUGUUCAACAUAAACAGAUUCCAGUAAAAGAGGCAAUGAACUUACUUCGUUUGGACUCGGUUCUUGAACUUCAAGCCAUUUUUAUUGGUGCCGUAUAUGCUGGCAUUUUGCAGGGAAAAUGGAAUACUGAGAAGGAAACAAUAGAAGUGCAGUCGUGGAGGAGCAGAGACGUGCAAGCAGAAGAGCUGAAUACGAUGAGAUUACGAUUGUCGAGGUGGAUUCACUAUUGUUCGAAUGCUGUAGAAGGAUUGGAAAAUAUUGUUACAAAUGCUGAAAAAGCCAUUGCCGAUGCCGAAGCCAAUGAAUUAAAGGCAUUAAAUUAUUUCUCAUAG
Messenger RNA from Enterobius vermicularis (human pinworm), 618 nucleotides. Lineage: Eukaryota; Metazoa; Nematoda; Chromadorea; Rhabditida; Oxyuridae. The record is from the annotation of a GenBank genome assembly.